AUGACUCCCCGCCAAUGCCGGCAUUUUGGGCGACGGUAUGAUAGUCUCGGAAAGCACACUGAAGAACUUCUGGAUGCACUCAACGAUGACAUUACUCGUUUCUCGAACAUGUCAGACUUCAACUACAGGAAAAAUCUCGCCCAUGCAGCUUUAUAUGACCUAAUUGAAAAAGCAGCAGGAAAAGAAAGAAGUGAUUAUCCACGAGAGGAAGAACCAAUAGAAACGCUGCAGCUUUUUACGGAAUGGUCCCGAGGAGAAUCUGAUGCGUGCGGUCGACCAUUAGCAACGCAGUCAUCUGAUAGAUAUACUACCGGCGAAGCGAUUUUUGUCGGUGAUUUGAAAGUAAAAGAUCUCGCCCACGCUGCAUUUGUGUUGUCUACAGAAGCUCAUGCAAAAAUUGCUGAGAUUGAUACCUCAGUAGCGUUACAACAACAGGGUGUACUUGGAUUUAUAAGUAUAAAGGAUAUUCCGGAAGGUGGCACAAAUAAUCCUGGUUCGCUUCCAUUCAACGUUCUUGGUGCCGAUGAUACGCCAAUAUUUUCCGGUGAUGAGGUCCAAGCAGUAGGGCAAGUUAUUGGUAUGGUUGUGGCAAAAGAUGUGAAUAUAGCCCGAAGGGCUGCGAAACUUGUAAACGUAAAAUAUCAGCUACAAUUGCCUGCGGUUCUAACGAUGGAGGAUGCUAUUCAACAAAAAUCCUAUCUCGCAGAUCCGUGGAUACUCGGUGUGGAGCAAAAUGUUGUUGAAGAAGAACUGGGAAAAAGCGAAAUUGUUCUUGAAGGAACAACAAAAUUUGGUGCUCAAGAGCAUUCAUAUAUGGAGACUCAGGGUUGUAUUGCGAUACCUGGAGAGGAUGACGAAUGGAUUAUUCAUGCAUCAACUCAAUCACCAUCCUUGUUACAACUGCAUACCUCUUCUGCUCUUGGUAUUCCUGCUCAUAAAGUAAUAGUUAGGGUCAAACGUGUGGGUGGAGCAUUUGGAGGAAAAUGUACUCAAAGCCUUCCGCCGGCCGUUUGUGCUAUUGUUGCGGCGAAUUCACUUAAAAAACCAGUAAGUGUUGUUAUGAGCCGGAAUGAGGAUAUGCUUAUCACUGGAAAACGUCAUCCGGCUAUGGUAAAAUACAGGAUUGGUAUCGAUUCGAACGGCAUAUUCAAGUGUGCCUAUCUUCGUAUUUAUCUUGAUGGAGGUUUUUCUAUAGAUAUGUCAGCGAUGGUGACACUUCUUUCGACAGCCAUGUCUGAUACAACAUUACGUAUUCCUGUGAUGAGAUCUGAAGGUUACACAUUAAAAACAAAUAAGACGAGUAAUACAGCAUUCCGAGGUUUUGGAGUUCCUCAAGCAUAUUUCGCUAUGGAUUGCAUCCUUCAACAUGUUGCACAUAAAGUAGGAAAAUCAGUUGAAGAGAUCCGAGAAAUAAACAUGAAUCCAGCCGGUGGAAAAUGUUUGUUUGGAUACGAAAUACUUAACGAUAACCUACUUGAUUGUUGGAGAGAAUGUAUGAAGAUGAGCGAGUUUCGGAGGCAAAAAGAAGAAGUAGACAAGUUCAACAAAAAUUCGGAACAUAUAAAACGUGGAAUAGCAAUGGGUACAACCCGUAUGGGCUUAACGCAUGCUGGUCCUUAUGAACAGGCUUCAGCCUUAGUACAAAUUUAUUUGGAUGGUACUGUAGCGGUAUCAAUCGGUGGAAUUGAAAUGGGUCAGGGACUCAAUACGAAAUGUCUUCAAGUAGCAUCUCGUGCACUGGAUCUUCCAAUAAAUAUGAUCACAAUAAUUGAAGCCGGAACGGAUAAAACGUGCAACGCACCGGAAACAGGAGGAAGUCAAAAUGCUGAUAUUCAUGGAAGAGCCAUACAAGCUUGUUGUGACAAACUUUUGGAAGGGUUACGACCAAUUUUGAAGGAAGAACCAGACUGGACAAAAGCAGUUUUUAAAGCUUACCAAAUGAGAUUACCAUUACAAGCGUCAGAACAUAUUCGGAUUGAUCGACAGAAAUAUGGGAUUCCGGAGGAGUCACCAACAUAUCAUACUAGUGGAGCGGCUUGUGUAAUCUCAGAGAUUGAUUGUCGAACUGGAGAGAAUAGGCUUCUAUCAGUCGAUAUUGUUCUGGAUGUUGGACGAAGUAUUAAUCCGGCUAUAGAUAUUGGACAAAUUGAAGGAGCUUUUAUGCAGUGUUAUGGAAAUAUGACAUGUGAGGAAUUGACCUAUGAUAAAAACGGAAAACUCGUGCAGAACUCGUUUUACAAGUACAAAUUACCAACAUCCGCUAUGACCCCUAAAAGGUUCCGAGUGAAACUCCUGAAAGAGUCCAGUACGUUCACCGAUCAAGUAUACUCAUCUAAGGGCGUAGGUGAACCCCCAUUAAUGCUAGGCGUGACAACAUUUGCCUCUCUUCGUUAUGCAGUCGAUGCACGUCGUCAGGAUUUAGGCCUUUAUGACUUCAUUGAAAUUUCUGCUCCGUUAACAGCAGCGAAGAUUAUUUUCCUUUGUAAUCCGUAA
Necator americanus (New World hookworm) is the source of this 2493-nucleotide messenger RNA. RefSeq lists its product as uncharacterized. Lineage: Eukaryota; Metazoa; Nematoda; Chromadorea; Rhabditida; Ancylostomatidae. Gene Ontology annotation, molecular function: oxidoreductase activity; iron ion binding. The record is from RefSeq and is a predicted model, not a curated record. The coding region runs from base 1 to 2493 and encodes 830 amino acids. The transcript is spliced from 23 exons.